UCGCCGAUAGGCACUCCAUAAUACGCGUUCGUUCCCAAGUCGCUUUCAGGGAGGGAGAAGAGCACAACAAUGUCGUGGCUCGCGAGGUCUCUCACCAACUCCCUGAGGCCCGACCUCCGCCGCGGCGGCGGAAGCGGCGGCGAUGAGGACGGUGGAGACGCCGGCGAGGGCGGAGCGGUGAAGAUGGGAGAAGACAGAAGAGGAGAACAAGACCCUCCGAUCGAUCCAGAAACUCGUAGCCGAGGCGUCAAAGAGGAUCUCUCGGAGCUCAGCAAAACCCUAAGUCGUCAAUUCUGGGGCGUCGCCAACUUCCUCGCCCCUCCCCCCCACAACCCCUCCUCCGACGGGUCCUCCACGUCCGAUGGCGAUCGCCAGUCCGAUCCGGCGGCCUCCGAGGGUGUGGAUCUGUCGGAGGUCGCAGAUUCUCCGGCGAUCGUGGGAAUCCGGAGUGAUUUCGCCGAGAUCGGAGGGAGAUUCAGGUCCGGAAUAUCAAGGAUCUCCGGCCACAAGGCGGUGACGGAGAUCUCCAAGAUUGCCUCCACCUUUCUUCCAUUCGGAUCCGAGGAGAUCGAGGAGUCUGAGGGGAGGUUUGGCGGGGAUGCGGUUGGUGUUACGGAGGAGGUGUUGGCGUUUGCGAGGAACAUCUCGAUGCAUCCGGAGACAUGGCUGGAUUUCCCAUUGUUGGCUGACGACGAAGAUUCUGAUGGUUUGUCUUCUUCUCUUGUCCCCUUCUCCACUGAUUUUGAUAUGUCUAAUGUCCAACAAGAGCAUGCACUGGCUGUUGAACGCCUUGCACCAAGAUUAGCAGCUUUGAGGAUUGAACUCUGCCCAACCCAUAUGAGUGAAGGGUGCUUUUGGAAAAUUUAUUUCGUGCUUCUGCAUCCCAGACUCAAUAAGCAUGAUGCUGAGCUUUUGUCAACACCUCAAAUUGUGGAAGCCAGGGCAAUGUUGUUACAGAGGUUGCAGAGUCGGGCAAAGCCAGCAGCAGAGAAACCUAGAGUAGAUGUAUCAUAUAGGAAAGGAGAUGAUACCUCAGUUCCACCCAAGGAGCAGUUCACAGGAUCAAGAGAUAUCUAUGAAACAACACCACCAAGGACUCGAGAAGGUGGAACUUCUGUCCCAUUUGCAGAUUUCGAGACCGAAAAGCAUCCUAUUCUAACAACCGAUACAACAUUUAUCGACAAGUCUGUAAUUGAGGAACAGCCGCUCGUCCAACUACAUAAAGAUCUUAGUGAUACCUCAAAAAUCUCCAUUCCUAAAUUCGAUGAGGAGGGUGAUGACUGGUUGGAAGAUGAUUCAGGAGAAAUGGGUGUUCCAGGAAGCAGCGCCAUUCCUUUUGAAAAUGACGAGGAUGUGUCCUUUAGCGACCUAGAGGAGGAAGAUGAUGGAAAUGUGCCUGCAAGCUCCAAAACAGAGUCCAAGACAAUCAACUCAGCGCAACCAAAAGAUAAAGCAGUGUUGGUCGACAAGAGCUCAGGGGGCUCGGCAACGGAUGGAAAUUCUGUCAUCCGGCAGACUAACGAGGAAUCAAAUGAUUGGCCAGGUGUUGAUGAUAUUUGAUUGCGUCCAGUAUCAUAUAUAUAUGUCGUCAGUCUUAAACCACUGGUUUUAUUUGUGCCAUUCGCAUGCAGCUGAUGUUCUGUACAUGAAGGUUGUUCAUUACUUCCACAUGUUUCCAUGUGGAAUAUGGAAUAAUGUAAAUAAAUCUAUGAAUGCCUCCCUUGCAGAAUUGCUCAAGUUUGCCUUUGGUUUAUUUAUUAUUA
This is a messenger RNA of Phoenix dactylifera (date palm), 1763 nucleotides long. RefSeq lists its product as uncharacterized. The record is from RefSeq and is a predicted model, not a curated record. Lineage: Eukaryota; Viridiplantae; Streptophyta; Magnoliopsida; Arecales; Arecaceae.